AUGAAAGGUUUCAUCCCAACGGUAGUCUUUUCAGAUAAUCAUGCUGCCAAGACGAUAUUGAUUGAAAAGUGGAAGAAUUUUGAGAAGAAUACUCAAUUGUUAAAUCCCUUUCAGAAAUCCUUUAUAGGCAACGCAUUGGUAUUCAUGAAUGGUGAGGAAUGGCACGCCAAUCGUUCAGUGUUGAAUCCUUCCUUCCAGCACGUUGAAAAGUAUUGGCAACCCAUGUGUGAAACCAUUUGUAAAUGUAUUUCGAAUAUGGAAUGGUAUGGUUCAUUGCAGGACGUGUCAUCCGAAAAGAAAUCUUACAAGAUCAAGAUUAAGGACAUGCUCACACGACUCACUCUCGACGUGAUUGGACUCUCUGCUCUCGAUUCCGAUUUCAAAUAUUUGGAACCUGUGGAAAUGAAUCGAAUCGACAAGUAUGAACAAGUGUUGCAAGCAUUCGGUUACUUGUUCCAGCAUGUGAAUUCGUGGGAGAGAAAUUUAGGACUUUUCGGCACCGUAUAUUCCAUGCUCCCCAUUGAAGAUAAUCUCAAAAUGGAACAAGCCAUGAAUACUUUGAACUCUUUCAUCUAUUCCCUUAUUGAGGAAAAGAGAGAAAAGUUUAUUACAGGCAAAAAGGCAACCACUCCACAAGAAGAUCAAAUCACUUCCAUUACCGAACAAGUCAUGGGAACCACACCUCGGGAAAGGAGUGCCAUUGAGAAUCUUCUUUGGAAGUAUUACGAAUGUGAAAAAGCCUCAGAAACCCAUUCCAAAGAUCAAGUCAUGAACAAAAUUUCCUUCCGCAAUUUACGAGAUGAUAUCUUGCUGUUGUUCAUUGCAGGACACGCCACGACAGCAGAAGCCUUGGUUUUCUUUUAUUCCAAUUGGCUCAACAUUCUGAGAUUCAGGAUCGUUUGGUUCAUGACGAAUUGA
This is a messenger RNA of Naegleria lovaniensis, 918 nucleotides long. RefSeq lists its product as uncharacterized. The transcript has a single exon. The record is from RefSeq and is a predicted model, not a curated record. Gene Ontology annotation, molecular function: oxidoreductase activity, acting on paired donors, with incorporation or reduction of molecular oxygen; monooxygenase activity; iron ion binding. Lineage: Eukaryota; Heterolobosea; Eutetramitea; Acrasida; Naegleriidae. The coding region runs from base 1 to 918 and encodes 305 amino acids.